Messenger RNA from Sapajus apella (tufted capuchin), 1761 nucleotides. It is a transcript of the gene PSRC1, whose product is annotated as proline and serine rich coiled-coil 1. Gene Ontology annotation, biological process: mitotic metaphase chromosome alignment. The record is from RefSeq and is a predicted model, not a curated record. The transcript is spliced from 8 exons. Bases 162 to 1163 code for a protein of 333 amino acids. Gene Ontology annotation, cellular component: microtubule cytoskeleton; spindle microtubule; spindle pole. Lineage: Eukaryota; Metazoa; Chordata; Mammalia; Primates; Cebidae. Gene Ontology annotation, molecular function: microtubule binding.
GUGGGGCCUGAGAGAUUCGAAAGGAGCCCCGCCCCCUCGGAGCAGAUUCCCGGGGCUAGGUUGCUGGGGGAAGACGUGUGGAAGACAAGGUGGCGCGGGAAGUGGAAACAGGGUGGGCUGGAGCUCAGGUCUAAGUGGACUCUCGCUCCUGCUGGCUGGACAUGGAGGAUUUGGAGGAAGAUGUAAAAUUUAUUGUGGAUGAGACCUUGGACUUUGGGGGGCUGUCACCAUCCGACAGCCGUGAGGAGGAAGACGUAACAGUGUUGGUGACUCCAGAGAAACCACUUCGACGGGGCCUCUCCCACCGAAGUGACCCAAAUGCAGUGGCUCCUGCUCCCCAGGAUGUGAGGUUCAGCCUAGGCCCCCUCAGCCCAGAGAAGCUGGAGGAGAUCCUCGAUGAGGCCAACCGGCUGGCCUCCCAGCUGGAGCGGUGUGCCCUGCAGGAGCGGGAGAGCGCGGGCGAGGGCCUGGGGCCUCGCCGAGUGAAGCCCAGUCCUCGGCGGGAGACCUUUGUGCUCAAGGACAGUCCUGUCCGAGACCUGCUGCCCACUGUGAACUCUUUGGCUCGGAGCACCCCCUCCCCAAGCAGCCUGACGCCUCGACUCCGGAGCAGUGAUAGGAAGGGGUCAGUCAGGGCUCUUCGGGCAACGCCUGGAAAGAGGCCCUCCAACAUGAAGAGGGAGUCACCCACUUGCAGUCUGUUCCCUGCAUCGAAAAGCCCAGCAUCUUCUCCUCUUACCCGAUCGACGCCCCCAGUCCGAGGGAAGGCUGGGCCCAGUGGGAGAGCAGCAGCCAGUCCACCUACCACCAUCAGACCCGUCCUGGCCCCACAGCCUUCUACCAGUAACUCUCAACGCCUGCCCCGGCCACAGGGAGCAGCUGCUAAAUCUUCCAGUCAACUGCCCAUUCCCUCGGCCAUCCCCAGGCCUGCCAGCCGAAUGCCACUCACCGGCCGGAGUGUACCACCUGGCAGAGGUGCCCUACCUCCGGAUUCUCUGUCAACUCGGAAAGGGCUUCCAAGACCAAGUGCCGCAGGACACAGAGUGAAGGAAGGUGGACACAAGGUUCCUGUUUCCCAGCGACUAAAUCUUCCCGUCAUGGGUGCCACUCGCAGCAAUGUGCAGCCCCCCAGGAAAGUGGCAGUCCCAGGACUUACCAGAUAAAGAGGUCAGGACAGCAAGCAAGACUUCAGUAGCAAACCACUACAAUCAGUACCUGGACUCGCCUCUACCCAGCCGACCCUGACUCCAGCAGAUUCUGGCCCAGGGACAGGAGGAGGAAGAGAUGCCACCAGGGCUGGUCCCCCAGGAGUAGAGACCAUGGGAAAUGGGGUGGAUUAGGAUUGAGCUGGAGAAGACUUAAACUCUCUGGGUUGAAAGAAGAUUAGGGGAACAGAGGUCACCUUCCAGCAGUGAAAUGAACAAACAGAAAUGAGAGGUACAGGCAAGUGGUUUGUCUUUAUCCACCCCCACUGUGUGGUCAGCCCCAGAGAAUUUGAUCUUCUUCCCGGGCAUUGGUUCACUGGACAUUUCCAUGUGAGUGCUCUCUGUAGCUAACCUUCCUGCUCUCUGAGGGGCUGUCUUCCUGAAUCUUAUUCUCUACUGGACUCCAGCCUGCUUGGAGAGGCGGCAGCAGGCACCUGGUCUUCAGAGAUUGUUCCCUGUGAAUUCCGUGACUCCUAAUAGGCCAGUUUGUGAUAAGCUUACUCUAUCAGUCUUCAUUUUUCUAAAAUAAAGUGAAUGUAUUUUUAUAUUCUCUGUA